Messenger RNA from Kalmanozyma brasiliensis GHG001, 1368 nucleotides. Its product is annotated as Uracil-DNA glycosylase-like protein. The record is from RefSeq and is a predicted model, not a curated record. NCBI's taxonomy places the organism in Eukaryota, Fungi, Basidiomycota, Ustilaginomycetes, Ustilaginales. Bases 1 to 1368 code for a protein of 455 amino acids. Gene Ontology annotation, molecular function: mismatch base pair DNA N-glycosylase activity. The transcript has a single exon. Gene Ontology annotation, biological process: base-excision repair, AP site formation.
AUGUCUCCUCAACAUCGAACAAAGGCUUCCUCAAGCUCCCAGAAGCUCUCUCCACGAAAGAGUCCAAGAACCAAGCAGACCAAGAUCCCAGACCUCUCGGCAGCCUUUGCGGACAGUGAAGAUGAUGACGAAUAUCAGCCCAGGAGUACCUCGGCUUCUCCCUCAAAGCGCCGAGGCAAGAAGUCAAGCGAGUCAUACAGCUCGGAAGAUGAAGGUCAAAGCAGUCCAAGGAAAGCAGGCAAGUCGCCCUCGCGCAAACGAAUCCGACGCACGAGAGACGAUCCCAACUCGGCGGCAGGCAGCAUCUAUGCGCACUUGAAAGCCGUGCCCGACCUCUUUGCCCAGCGCAACGAUAUCAUGCUCUGCGGCAUCAAUCCAGGCGUCAAGUCAUCCUCCGCUGGCCAUCACUUUGCUCAUCGAUCGAACCACUUCUACCCAUCGCUGCAUUUGGCAGGCAUCACCGAACACAGGAUGAAACCAGAGCAGGACGUCGAGUUUCCUCAUCUUCGUCGAUUCUCGCUAGGUCUCACAAAUCUGGCUGGCAGACCAACCGCGGAAGGAAGCGAGCUGCUCCCCAGCGAGCUCGUCGAUGGCGUUCCGGUGCUGCUCGAGAAGGUCCGAAAGUGGAAGCCUCGAACGGUCUGUUUCGUGGGCAAGGGUAUCUCAGAGGCUUUCAUGAAGGGGCUCAAACAAGCAGGAGCUAUCCAAGGUGGAUCAUCGAAGAAGGGUCGCUCGUCGCAGGCGGUUUCUCCGCGGAAGGCCGCUUCAAGCUCUCGGAUCAAGCUUGAGGACAAUAAUAUCGGCGCAGACUCUGCUUCGAUCAAGGCGGAUGAAGACGAGGAAGCUGCGCCAGUAUAUCUGCAAGCUACGGUUCCCGCCGAAGUUCUCUCCGCAUACGCUGCAGAUGCUAUGGAGACCGAGACUCGCAGGCCACGAAAGGGGGCAUCACCAGAGAAGCCGAAGAAGCAACUCUACACCAAAGGUAAUGCGAAGGACGAUAGCGGAUACGGUCUCCUUCCUAUCUGCGUUCCUCACUCAAAAUCGCGUAGCGAUGUCUUGAUGAUUGACGAUGCGACCCUAUUCUUCGUGACACCAUCGAGCUCGGCACGCGUCACGACACACUUCCUCGACGAUAAGGCACGCAUUCUCAAGAAUCUUCGACGGCUGGUGCAACAUCUCCAGGCUGGUAGUGCCGGGAAGCAGUCAAACGGAGACAGCCACACCGAUGUCAAGAUCAAAGAGGAAGUGCCACCUGCAGAUGGAGUUUAUGUUGAGGUACCGCCCUACCGAGAGACAAAGACGAUCGCCUUGGAAGUGGUGGACACAUCUCGAUUCCCGCUGCCCGCUGCCGAUACGGUCAAAGUGUAA